AGUUCUCAAAACUAAUAUAAACGAAGAUGAUUUAAAGCAAUCAUCAAAAAAUAAAAAAGUCGAACUUCUAGGCUUAACUUCUGUUCAGAUUAAAAAACUCGAAAAUUGGCUAAAUAAAGAUGUAGAUAAUAAAAAAUUAUUAGAAGAUGAAUUAAAUGAAUUAAAGCCUAAAAUCAAAUCCGUCGAAUUUAUUAGCGAAUUUUUAGAUGAAGCCAAAAGUUUGCUCAAAGGAAGCAGUCAAAAUCAUUUAAUGAAAUGGAAAACGUUACUAAAAUUAAAAAUUAUUUACUUGGAACUUGAAAAUAAACCGGACAAAAACGAAAAACUACAAGCUGAGAUUAAGGAGGAAAUAUCGAAGGAAAGUGAAGCCAAAAAUUCCGUAUAUCAGGAACUUAUAAAAUACUAUCACCAAAGGGAAAGAGAAUGUGAAUUUAUUUAUGAUAUAUAUCUUAAAAAAGGAGACAAUUUAAACGAGUUUGAUUUUAUAUCUCCGACAAAUUUUAAAAAGAAUCGUAAUUUGGGUGAAAAGGACUCUCAAUAA
Entrophospora candida is the source of this 541-nucleotide messenger RNA. Lineage: Eukaryota; Fungi; Glomeromycota; Glomeromycetes; Entrophosporales; Entrophosporaceae. The record is from the annotation of a GenBank genome assembly.